AUGUCAUGAUCCCCAGUCAUCAUGGAUCUGAAUGUUAGCUGCUGUUGGAAGGGGCUCCUUCUGUUCUCUCUCCUUCUUGUUUGUGUAAAUGGACAAACAUCUGGGCCAUAUUUCAUGGUGACGUUUCCUGCAGUGAUCGAGUCGGGAUCUGAGGCCAAACUGUGUGCAAGUCUUCUCAAACCCAAUGAAAGCCUUGUCAUGAACAUUUAUCUGGUUCAUGGUGACCAGAGCACUUUACUGCUGCAGGAGAAAGCUGAGGAAGAGUUUCACCGCUGCUUUAACUUCAAGGCUCCCCUGGUAGAAGCAGAAUCAGUGCAGACAAUGAAAGUAGAACUUCAGGGAGAGUCUUUUAAGAUGACUGAAGAGAGAAAAGUCAUCUUCAGAUCUUACCAUCCUCUGACCUUUAUUCAGACUGAUAAACCCAUCUAUAUUCCAGGACAGACAGUGAACUUUAGAGUUGUUACCAUGGAUACACACUUUGCACCGCUUGAUCAGCAGUAUGGUUCUGUCGUGCUUGAGGACAGUCAGGGUAACAGAAUUGGUCAAUGGACAAAUGUUUCCUCAACAAGGUGGAUUUUGCAGCGUUCUUAUGAAUUAAAUCCAGAGGCCCGUCAAGGUGUGUACAGACUGAAGACUUAUAUUGGUGAAAGGAUGAUCUCACAUGAUUUUGAGGUGAAAAAAUAUGUUUUGCCAAAGUAUGAAGUUACAGUAAAACGACCCAAUGAAGUGAGUGUUGAUGAAGAAGAACUGUCAAUUGAAGUUUGCGGAAAAUACACUUACGGGCAGCCUGUACCUGGAAAAUCAUGGGUAAAAGUCUGCCGUAAUAUUCUGCCCUACCUUCAAGCCCGUGAUAGAAAUCCGUUGUGUUUAGAGGAAACCACUGAGAUAAAAAAGACAGGCUGCGCCAUCCAUACCAUAGAUGUAUCAGUGUUUUUGAACUCCACACUAAAGUCUAGUCUGCAGGAUUCUCUUAGAGUUGAAGCAAUGGUUACAGAAGAAGGAACAGAGAUCACCAUGACAAAAUCUGAAACUAUAUCUCUCACUUAUGAAAUUGGAAAAGUCACACUUACUGACCUGCCCAAAACAUAUGAACAUGGAUCAGUUAUAGAAGGAAAAAUCAAACUCUCAAAUUUCAAAGAUGCACCAAUUCAAAAUAAAGAGGUUUAUCUUUUUGAGGUUGUAAAUUGGUCCUCAAAACUGCUCCUAAAUCUCACUACAGACAGCGAUGGACUGGCCAGCUUCUCCCUUAAUACGUCUAGUCUUCCUGAAAAAGAUAUUAAUCUGAUGGCAAGUGUGUAUACAGAAUUUCAUCAUCGUGGUUACAAAACACCUUACUUCUCUACGGACAGAAAAACAGUUCAGCUUCUCCGGCCUGUCACUCCAUACACCCCAACAUUAAGUGAACUGAUUAUAGAGAAUAUUGAGCAACCAUUAAAGUGUGAUGCUGAGUUUACAGUGACCAUAAAGUACUAUUUUAUUGGAGAGACUGUUGAAGACUUCAAAACUGACAUUGUCUAUAUGGUCUUGUCCAGAGGAUUGAUCGUACAUCAUGGAUAUGAGAAGGUUGAAGUGAAGUCUUCUAAUGGAGCAGCAAAUGGCACUGUGUCAUUCAAACUGUCUGUUGGUGCAGAUCUGGCUCCUGCAGUGCAGAUUCUGACCUAUUGUGUUCUGCCCAGUGAAAAUGUUGCUGCUGGUAGCACACAAUUUGAUGUUGAAAAAUGUUUCAGUAACAAGGUGUCUCUGCAGUUUUCUCCUGCUAAAGCAGUUCCUGGUGAGAAAAACACUCUUCAGCUCUCAGCUCAGCCUGGUUCACUGUGCGCCCUCAGUGCUGUAGAUCAGAGUGUCCUGAUCCUGGAGUCAGGAAAACGUCUGGAUACUGACAAGAUCUUCAACCUGCUGCCAGUGCAAUCAGUGUCAAGUUAUCCUUACACUGUUGAAGAUCAGCAGGAAUGUCUGCAUGUGAGACCCCGUCGAGCUCUGUCGACAGACAACGCCUAUGAAGCCUUAAAGAGAGUGGGAUUGAAGAUGGCAACAAAUUUAGCCGUGCGAGUCCCUCAGUGUCUGUCAUACAGAGGCUUGACUUAUCACAGAUACAGUGAUAUUGUGAUGUAUCGUCAACAUGCUCCAGUGUCAGUGUUAAGGAUGUCUUCACUGGAAGAUGCUGAUUUUGCUACAUCUAGCAGAGAUUCUCCAGCAGUGACGAUUCGAACAGUUUUUCCAGAAACAUGGAUCUGGGAACUUGCUGAAGUGGGAGACUCUGGAUCAGCUCAGGUUCCUGUCACGGUUCCUGACACCAUCACCUCUUGGGAGACGGAGGCCUUCUGUAUGUCCUCCAAAGGUCUGGGUCUGGCUCCUCCUGCUCAGCUGACAGUUUUCCAGCCCUUCUUCCUGGAGCUCUCUCUGCCUUAUUCCAUCAUUCGUGGGGAGAUAUUUGAGCUGAAGGCUACUGUCUUCAACUAUCUGUCCAAGUGCAUCAUGGUUAAAGUGACUCCAGCUCCUUCCUCAGACUACACUCUCAAAGCCUCCUCUGAUGAUCAGUAUUCAUCCUGUUUGUGUGCUAAUGAAAGAAAAACCUUUAAAUGGAUCCUCACUCCUUCUGUUCUUGGAGUCUUGAAUAUUACAGUCAGUGCAGAGGCAGAGUCAUCCCAGACUGUGUGUGACAAUGAGAUUGUGAGCGUUCCAGAGAGAGGACGCAUUGACACAGUCACACGAAAUCUGCUUGUACAGGCAGAAGGAACUGAAAAGACAGAGACCUACAGCUGGUUACUGUGUCCAAAAGUCGACAGUCUCUCAGAAGAAGUGGAUCUGAAUCUUCCUAAAGAUGUGAUAGAGGGAUCAGCCAGAUCCUCUGUUUCAGUCAUUGGGGACAUAUUGGGACGUGCUUUGAGAAAUCUUCAUGGAUUACUACAGAUGCCGUAUGGCUGUGGAGAACAAAACAUGGCUGUUCUUUCUCCCAAUAUUUACAUUCUGCAGUAUCUGGAAAACACAGAGCAACUCACCUCAGCCAUCAGAGAGAGAGCCACAGGCUUCCUUAAGAGUGGAUACCAGAGACAACUGAACUACAAGCAUUCUGAUGGUGCAUACAGCACAUUUGGUUAUGGUGAUGGGAAUACAUGGUUGACUGCCUUUGUCCUGAGGUCUUUUGGCAAAGCACAGAAAUACAUAUUUAUUGAUCCACAAAUUAUUCAGAGUGCAAAGGAAUGGUUAAUAAGCAGACGGGAUUCAGACGGCUGUUUUAUCCAACAGGGAAGACUGUUCAACAACAGAAUGAAGGGUGGAGUGAAUGAUAAUGUGACCAUGACUGCCUACAUUACUGCAUCACUGCUUGAACUGGAAACUCCAGUCACAGAUCCUGUCGUUAGUAAAGGUUUGUCAUGUUUGAGGUCCGUCAUUAAGGAUGUCAAAAACACUUACACCACUGCUUUGCUCGCCUACACUUUCAGUCUGGCUAAAGACACAGACACUCGACAGCAGCUUUUCAAGAAACUGGAGGAUGUUGCUAUUUCAGGGGGGUCUCUUCUCCACUGGUCUCAGUCUGCAUCUGCUGAUGACUCUGAUUCUCUGGCCGUGGAGAUCAGCUCAUAUGUGCUGCUAGCUGUUCUCACUGCAGAUUCACUCACUACAGCUGAUCUGGGAUUUGCUAACAGGAUUGUCAGCUGGCUUGUGAAGCAGCAGAAUGCCUAUGGAGGAUUCUCCUCCACACAGGACACAGUAGUGGCUCUUCAGGCUCUGUCUUUGUACGCCACCAAAGUGUUCAACUCUGACGGCUCCAGCACAGUGACUGUACAGUCAGCAGGAGACACUCACCACUUUGAUCUCAAUCAGGACAACAAGUUACUGUACCAGGAGAAGCAGCUGCAGAACGUUCCAGCCAAAUACAGCAUUGAAGUGAAGGGCUCAACCUGUGUGUCUGUGCAGGUGGCUCAGUUCUACAACAUUCCCACUCCUACUGAAGCUAAAACAUUGAGCAUUGAUGCUAAGAUUGAGGAAGAUUGCAAAACACUAGGACAAAAUUUCAUCUUGAACUUCACUGUCAAUGUGGUGGGAUCUCGCACUUAUCUGUACGAUGCAAUGAAGAAAUGGUAAGUAGAAGCAGUUUGUGUUGCAGGCCAAAUGAUCCUUCACACCCUCUGCUCUUCUGCCUCACGUGUCCGAUGGUGAAUUUGUCCAAUGGAACUCUUUCUCUCUAAUCCUGCAUCCCAAAAAAAACCAACCUGCAUAGCAGGGCAACAUUCAAUUACUCUCUCGAUAAAUUUUACCAGAUCUGGAAAUAGAACUCAUAUUCAUGAGUUCAUUCUACUAUAGUAGCUUAAAUUCUUAUUUUCAAUCUAUACAUUCAAGGCAUACAUGAAACUCAAGCACUAGCAUAUCACGUAGUAACGUGGCUUUAACACAGCAUGAAAUAACAUUUCAAAUUAUUAGACUCGUGUUCAACUCCGAUUGGUUUUUAGCUUAUGCAGUGCAUAUCUCAUCAAUACAUUUUCACUCAAUGCAUUAAACAACUGAGUUACAGCAAAAUAGAAAAAUAAAGAUAACUUUUACGUGCUCAACUCAAUCACAUCUAUCACACUGUGUCUGCUAGUAGCACAAAUGACAAACACGUGUAAAACCACUCACCGGAGAAAAAUCACAC
Molecule: messenger RNA, 4633 nt
Organism: Cyprinus carpio (common carp)
Lineage: Eukaryota; Metazoa; Chordata; Actinopteri; Cypriniformes; Cyprinidae
Product: alpha-2-macroglobulin-like
Exons: 31
Coding region: 22-4086 (1354 amino acids)
Cellular component (GO): extracellular region
Molecular function (GO): endopeptidase inhibitor activity
Source: RefSeq, a predicted model, not a curated record